Triticum dicoccoides is the source of this 2736-nucleotide messenger RNA. RefSeq names its product receptor-like protein 13. Lineage: Eukaryota; Viridiplantae; Streptophyta; Magnoliopsida; Poales; Poaceae. The transcript is spliced from 5 exons. The record is from RefSeq and is a predicted model, not a curated record. The coding region runs from base 1 to 2736 and encodes 911 amino acids. Gene Ontology annotation, molecular function: protein binding.
AUGGGGAUCAUUGUCUUUGAUACUAUUUGUGUUGUUGCAGCCCAUGCUUCAUUCGUCCUCUGGCUGCUUCGUGGAGGAGAGGGCUGCUCUACUGGACAUCCGAUCUUCUCUGGUUUAGUUGGGCUAGCCAAGCUUCGAUAUCUCGACCUCAGUUUCACUUGGUUGGGAGGGGGUUUUCCGGAAUUUAUCGGGAAAAUUGUUUGUCUGGAAGUCUUGGCUCUCCGCUAUAGCAACCUGAACGGAAGCCUUCCAGCCGGAGCGGUUGAAAAUCUUCGAAACUUGCGAGAAUUGAUUAUGUCUAUGAAUAGCUUCAACGGAAACCUCCCAGCUUCGCUAUUCGCACUUCCUCAGCUAAAGAUCCUAGAUCUCUCCUAUAAUAAAUUUGAUGGGCAUAUUCCCAUAGGCUCAUUCUCAGGACCAAUUUCACUUGAAGUCCUAGAUCUACGUUUCAAUUCCCUCAACGGAACUCUCCCGGUUACAGCUUUUAAGGGUCACAACCAGUUUAGUGGAUCUCUCCCUGUGCCAUUAUUUGCACUUCCUCAUCUGAAGUCCCUAGAUCUCUCACAUAACAACUUUGAGGGACAUUUUCCUAUUAGUUUGUCUUCAGAACCAGUUCCGCUUGAAGUGUUACAUCUGGAGUAUAAUAAGUUGAGUGGAGCUCUUCCUGCUGAACAAGAUUUUGUAAGUCUUCAGAACCUACGAGAGUUGUAUUUGAGUUCAAACCAAUUCAGCGGAAACAUUCCAUCAUUCUUGUUUUCACUUCCACAUAUUGAACAACUAGACCUCUCAGAAAAUUCCCUUGGAGGAUCAAUUCCGAUAAAUCCGUCGUCAAAUCUUUCAUUGUCGCUUAAGAGUCUUCGGUUUUCUCAAAACAAUUUGAGUGGUAGACUUUCUUUCAUUUCGCUUCAAAGCCUCACAAAACUCGAAGAGAUAGACCUUUCAGACAAUGCAAAUCUAGUUGUCCAUGUCAAUAUUCCUGGAUGGACACCUAUGUUCCAAUUGAAACAGUUACUGCUCUCUGGGUGUGACCUUGACAAGAGCAUUAUUGCAGAACCACAUUUUUUACGCACACAACAUCGUCUAGAGUUGCUUGAUUUGUCCAACAAUAAUUUGUCAGGUGCCAUGCCCAAUUGGUUGUUUACUGAGGAAGCAACACUGAAGUAUCUGCUUCUUGGAAAUAACUCGCUAACUGGGUCGCUGAACCCAAUAUGGCUUCCCCAAUCUUUUCUCGAGAUUAUUGAAAUACAGAUGAACCAUAUUACGGGACAAUUGCCGAUCAACAUCAGCUCGUUGUUUCCAAGUUUGAGUAUUCUAGAUUUUUCUAGUAACAACCUCUCUGGGCACAUACCACCAUCGUUGUGCGAGAUGACGCACAUGUUGAUUUUAGACUUAUCAAACAACAAACUUUCUGGGGAAGUUCCAGCUUGUGUGUUCUCUAGUCAUCAAGAACUGUACGUUUUCAGGGUCUCAAACAACAAACUUGGUGGUCUGAUUUUUGCUGGGGUUAACAGUCGGAUCACAACAUAUCAAUUGUACAUGGAUAGGAACAAAUUUGAAGGAACAAUACCCCAUAAUCUGUCAGGUGAUUUCAGUGUCAUGGAUUUGCAUGAUAACAACCUAUCUGGAAGACUUGACGCUUCAUUGUGGAAUCUAUCUUCUUUGGCCGUCUUGAAUCUUGCUGGCAACCGUAUAACAGGUGAAAUUCAUCAGAAAAUUUGUGGAAUCUCAGAAAUUCGCCUUUUAGAUCUAUCAAGCAAUAACCUUACAGGGUCUCUACCGAACUGCAGCUUUAUAGAACUCCAGUUUCUUAACCUGUCGGGAAACUCCUUAUCUGGCGAUUUUUCUUACACCCUUUUCAACACAUCAAAUAUGAUUUCUUUGGAUAUCAGACAUAAUCAGUUCACUGGCAAUCUACAUUGGCUAGGUUAUCUUGAUAACAUUAGGCUACUUUCCUUGGGCAGAAAUAAGUUUGAAGGGCAGAUUACUCCAAACCUGUGCAAACUUUUGUACUUGAGGAUAAUUGAUUUGUCACACAACAUGCUUUCAGGUUCGUUACCAUCAUGUAUUGGUAACAUCUCUUUCAAAGGUGACAUAGAUGAUCAAAUUUUCCACUCGGUCGAUUGGUUUACAACUUACUCUUAUCACACUUCUUAUGACCUAAGGGAUUUCACCUUUGCUACCAAAGGUAAUCUCUACACAUAUGGGCGAAGCUUCUUUGUUUCCAUGUCGGGGAUUGACCUGUCCGUAAACAUGCUGGAUGGAGAAAUUCCUUGGGAGCUUGGAAAUCUGAGCCAUAUCAAAUCCCUGAACCUGUCCAACAAUUUAUUUGUUGGUCCAAUCCCAAUGACCUUUGGCGACAUGGAGGAGAUAGAAAGCUUGGACCUCUCCCACAACAAGCUGAGUGGACCAAUACCUUGGCAGUUAGAUCAAUUAUCAUCAUUGGGGGCGUUCUCUGUGGCAUACAACAACUUGUCAGGAUGCAUACCAAACUAUGGACAGCUCAGCUCAUUCAGCAUGGACAGCUACCUACCCAACACCAACCUUCACAACAUUACUCAGGAGAAUACUUGUGCUGCUCCUGGUCCAGAUCCUGCUACGGGGAAAGAUGCAGGAGAGACGCAGAGUGACCCAGUUCUAUACGUGGUCACGGCCGCCGCUUUUGUGUUGGCAUUUUGGGCCACCAUUGGGUUCUCAUUUUUUUAUCCUUACGGAAGAUCUGUAAUGCUCAAGCUGUAG